AUGCCUCCCAAAACUGCGGGGAGCAAGAAGACAGAGAAACCAGCACAAGUUAUAAAACCUCUUGUUGAUGGGAAAGGAAAGAAGAGAAAAGCAAAACGAAAGGAAAGUUACGCUGUAUACAUCUACAAAGUUCUCAAGCAAGUUCACCCGGACACUGGUGUCUCAAGUAAAGCAAUGAAUAUCAUGAAUUCCUUUGUUAAUGAUAUAUUUGAGCGAAUUGCUUCAGAGGCGACACGUUUGGCUCACUAUAAUCAGAAGUCUACGAUCUCUUCUCGAGAAAUACAGACGGCAGUCAGACUUCUUUUGCCAGGUGAAUUGGCUAAGCAUGCUGUAAGCGAAGGCACUAAAGCUGUGACCAAAUACACGAGCAGCAGAUGA
This is a messenger RNA of Paramuricea clavata, 378 nucleotides long. Lineage: Eukaryota; Metazoa; Cnidaria; Anthozoa; Malacalcyonacea; Plexauridae. The record is from the annotation of a GenBank genome assembly.